This is a messenger RNA of Naegleria fowleri, 1014 nucleotides long. RefSeq lists its product as uncharacterized. The transcript has a single exon. The record is from RefSeq and is a predicted model, not a curated record. NCBI's taxonomy places the organism in Eukaryota, Heterolobosea, Eutetramitea, Acrasida, Naegleriidae. Bases 1 to 1014 code for a protein of 337 amino acids.
AUGUCUGCACGACCAUCCCUCUCAUCCUCCACCACCGAAGAAGCAACAACAUCUUUUCCUCAGCUGCCGCUCAUGAGUUCCGAAAACUCCUCAAAUAGACCACACUCUGAGGUUAUUGUUGAUGUUUCAUCAUCGUCCCAGUACAAACCCGAAAACCAACACCACAUUCAUCAUCAUCCUCUCUCUCGGAAGGAUCAUGAUGCCUCUCAAUCGGCGUUGCUUCUCCUGGAUGGACACAGUGAGGAUGAAGAGGAGGAGGAGGAGGAUUUAAGUGAGGAAAAUCGAGCCUUCAUUCAUUCCCAUCAUCGUCAACAUCGAGAGCAUCAACAACUCUUAACCAACAACACACGUACGACAUCACUUACUUCUCGUGAAACAACCCGCAACAAGAACCCACCACCAUCAUCAUCGUCUUCCCAAAAGGAACUCGUUUCUCUCCAUAUCCGAUUCCCUAAAUAUUACUUGACCAUCGCCAAACACAUGUUGAUCUUUAUGGGUGUCAUGAUGCUGCUGGCCAUGUGCUCUGGAUUUGUGUUCCGAGAGAGUACCAAAUGGAGUGUACCUUAUUUCCGAGUGGGAGAGUAUGCCUAUCAACAGGGCACUCUCAUUCAUGGACACUUCUUUACGAUUGGAGUGUUCAUUCCAUUGGCCUUAUUGGUCAUGCUUUUUGUUUCAUACAUGAUUUCGGGAAUGAGUGUGAGUAGGGGGAUCUUUCAUGGAGGAUUCAUCAUUUUCGAAAUUGGAGCCAUUCUCGCACUCUUGGCUUUCUGUUAUAAGGCUUUCUCGUUCUUGUCACUCUUGAAAGAAUCGCCAAAUGUAAACAUUCAUGAAUUGGAAUUAAGGACUUGGGGUUCGACAAGCUCAUACGGAGGAAAAAACGAUGGCUCUGGAUCAAUGGGAGCAAAAAUGUUGAGAAUGGUUUAUUUUGGUUUGUCACAUGGCUUUAUGCUUAUUGGACUUGCCAAGUGCGUACUUGUGGUUGUGUAUUCUUUACUUCGAAAAAAGAAUAAUUAA